Messenger RNA from Notothenia coriiceps (black rockcod), 1301 nucleotides. RefSeq lists its product as uncharacterized. The transcript is spliced from 5 exons. The coding region runs from base 3 to 1160 and encodes 385 amino acids. Lineage: Eukaryota; Metazoa; Chordata; Actinopteri; Perciformes; Nototheniidae. Gene Ontology annotation, cellular component: membrane. The record is from RefSeq and is a predicted model, not a curated record.
UCAUGGUCUGUGCACUUUGUCUGCAACCGUCAAAGGUUUCGCUAACGUUAACAUUUCCUGUCGAGAAGAUUAAAAUGUUUCUGCUUCUGAGUUUUACCUGGAUUAUUGCAGGGAUUACAGCGGAGAUCCGGCCAGCGAUGCACUACCGCGUGAAAAACAGCUCAAUAUGUCUACACAUAAAAUCAUCAGGAUAUCAAAAAGAGGAGUGGCUUUUUGAAAAGGAGCUUAUUGUUUUAAGUAAAAACAUCACCCCCAUGUACAAGGACAAAGUGUAUUAUAAUCCAACAAACUCCUCCUUGUGUAUCACCAAGCUCAAUGAGACAGACAGCGGCACCUAUACCUUUUCUUUCAUUAAUUCAGUUUUGAAUAGAAAAACUGAGACCCACAAACUGAUUGUUGAAGAAACUGUUCCCAGGCCUUUCAUUAGGAGUUCCCCGCUGCACUUUAACCUGUCUGCUGACUCCUGCAACAUCACAGUCAACUGCUCCGUCCAGGGUGACUGGGUAUGUUCUGUGUGUGACGACAACAGUUGUAUAACAUCUCAGAGAGCAUUAUUCAGCAAGGUCAACAUCACCAUCUUCCUCCACAACAGAGUUAUUGUAUGCAGUGUCAACAACAACGUCAGCAAGAGCAAUGUUUCUGAAAGCAUGGAGGGAAUGUGCUUUGGAAAAUCUAAUCCUGAACCUGAAGUGACAUCAAAACUACACAUUGUAAUACUUAUAUGUAUUGCAUUGUGUGUAUCCCUCUGUGCCUUUGCUGUCUGUGUGGCUAAAAGGCUCUUUCAAACAGAAUGUAUUCAAAAACAGACAUCUCCUGCUCGGAUAAUACAAAGCCAGCCAUCGGAGGAACAGCCAAACUCUGUGCAGAGAGUCUCUUCCUCUACUUCCAGUCAAGCCUGUUAUGAAAACGUGGAUGAUGCAUUGCCCUGUCAGACGAGCAGCCCAAACAUCAGCCCAAGAGAGGAGCUGGGAUCUAAGCGGGAAGUGGAUACAGUCUACAGUGUUUUAGAGAGACACAAUACAACAUCCCAUCAAGGCAAAAGCAUUGAAGAAACUAUAGGACAUCAGGCAAAACAUGAGGCAACAACUUCACAGGAGCAACCUUCGCAAGUCGACACGGUGUACAGUUUGUUGCAGAAGAAAACAAAUGUGAAGUCAUAGCACCACCAAUAGGUCAGACAAGAUUUUCAGAAUACCUAAAAACUGGAGGAUAGAUCUUUUGUACAGUGUGUUUGAUUCCUUUCAGAGCAUUAUGUUAAGCCUUUUGUUUUUGUUUUUAAUAAAAAAAGCUACCUUAAAUUA